GCAUUUAUUUUUUAGAUUGGUUGGCUACCGCCUCCCCCCCAGUGGGGCGAGAUGGGAUCGCCCUUGCACUUGGGAAAGAGCGUUUUCCAGCACCUUACCUUGACUUUUUCGGCUCCUUCCGGGCGGUUGUGUGGCACUGCCUUCUUCUAAAGCAGCCCUUCCCAAGCAAGAAUGCUGAUUCUCUUGGCUUUCAUCAUCGUCUUCCACAUCAUCUCAGCCGCGCUUUUGUUCAUCUCUACGAUAGACAGUGCCUGGUGGGUCGGAAAUGGGUUCUCGACAGAUGUUUGGCACCUCUGCUUCAAUGGCAGCAAUUGCACCGCACUCGAUGACAGCUUUCCAGACUACCAAGCUAUCCAGGCAGUACAGGCCACCAUGAUUUUGUCAACCAUCCUCUGCUGUGUGGCCUUCUUUGUUUUCGUCCUUCAACUGUUCCGCUUGAAGCAAGGAGAGAGAUUUGUCCUAACAUCUGUUAUUCAGCUCUUGUCAUGCCUGUGCGUUAUGAUUGCAGCAUCUAUUUACACUGACCGGCACGAAGAGCUGCACACGGGCUACUUGUACACCUUUGAUGUGAAGAGCGGCCAGUUCGGCUAUUCCUACAUUGUGGCUUGGGUUGCCUUUGCUUUCACUUUGGUCAGCGGCAUCAUGUACCUCAUAUUAAGGAAGCGCAAAUAAGACACUUUUGCUGCCGCCGCUAGUCAAAUUUCUAUCUUCACAGUACUGAAAAAUCCUAGCAACUGUUUUGUAUAUCAUCAGAAGUGGUUUUGUAGUAAAGUUAUUGUUCCUUUUUUUGGUCUCGUGGUAUGAAACAAGGACUGUGGGAGGAGAAAAGCUGUGGGUGACGUGGAAAACCUGGCCUCCCCAAUCAUGGAUUUAAAAAAGAAACAAACCUUAAACCACAGCCAAUGCUAUUUUUCUCUUGUGCAGCUUUCAGACAAAUGUAAAGUUACUAGGUAUUAACAUAAGGCGGGUGGGCUCCUUUCUACUCUCUAGGAUGAAUAUUUGCAACUGCCAAAGUGGGGUAUACUUAAACCUUAUCCGGCCAUUAGUAAUGUGGAACCAACUGGGUUCUCCUUGGGGAGAUGAGUGAGAUGCUUCUGGCCCCCAAAGUAUUUCUGUGGAUGCAGGUUAGCUUUUAAUUCUUCAAGAGAGAAGGUCCUUCCUAAGAGAGUGACUGGUACAGAGGCCGCUGAUUCGGAGCUACCAUGCUAGGCUUACCUAGCAGGGCCUUGCCGCAGCUCUGGGAGCAUGGAUGCAUAUUGCAUAACCAAUUCAGCAUGUCCUUCAAUGCCUCUCCUGUGCUUGCACAUUAAACCGCUCUAGCUAGAAGCAUCCUAACUUAUCACAGAUAAAAAUGAUAUUCUGUAGAUGCAGAGAGAACACCCUCAGGGGUUCAGAGAGAGCACUAUAUUUUUAAGAUCAAACCAGUUGCUUGGGACUUCUGAGCACAGAUUCUUUUCUUCUCAAACCAUAUGUCCAGAGCUACCUCGAGAAGCACAGAGUUACCCCUGAAGGACUUGCUACCUUAAUCCACACCUGGAGUAUUUUGCAAUAAAGGCAACGAUCUGUAAAACUAAAUUCUAGGCUGAUCUCUACUUUUACCGUUAAAUCUUACCUUGUUAGUUUUCUCUUGCUUUUUGAGGAAAUCAACUUUUAAAAGGCUUUCUGAGGAUGUACAGGGUGUAGGCAGGGGGCUCAUGUACAAAACUGGAAGGGAUCUAGAAGGUCUUCUAGUCCAACCCUCUAACCUGUGCCACAGGAGUGUUGAAUACUCAAUUGCUUUGUAAUGCCGAUAAGAGUCCACUUUGGCCAGAAUGCCCAUUUGCAUUACAAAUGCAUCCCUUCUGUAUUCACAAGGACACACAGGAGAAGUUGAAAGGUGAUUUCAAACCAGGCAGAACUAGAGAUGUGAAGGUCUUGUGGGGGGGGGACCCCCAGAAAAAUGCAGAAAAGAAACAUUUUUAAAAAAGGACUCCCCCCCCCAAGGAAAAAAAUGGAUUAUGAAAUAUUUUAUUUUGGAAUUAUGAACUAAGGAAAAAUGUUCUGGCUUUUACACUCCCAAGCUUCUUGCUUGCUUCUGAUUCCUCCCUCUUCUGUAGCAUGUGAAACUGGUCUAUGUUUAGAAAUAUACCAGAUUUAAAAAUAAAUGAACAUGUGAAAAGGUAGGGAGGCUUGUCUCAGUCCAGGCAAUUCAGUUUUCAUAAGUCAUUCAAACAAUAAAAAUGAAGGAUCAGAAGGAGGAAUAACUGCCGAUAGUGACAGCUCAGAAAAUGAGAAUGGUUAGUCAAAGUUUCAUGAUGAACUGCUUGCCACAGGGUUCGCUGCACUGUUUGUAAGCCAGGUUUUCCCCACUUUUUGAACAUCAAGAGGAGCAGGCAAAAUGUUAAACUGCUUUUGACAGUUUAUAAGGAGCAGGCAAAAGGCUUAUGUUGAAAAUAGAAGAAACUGGCUCACAAAGAUGCUGGAUUCCUUGGAGUUCAGCAGACUGCAGUCCAUUUGUAACAAAAAUUAAACAUUUAAAAGUAAAUAAUUACAUUUGGACUAAUUGUCUGAAUAAACUAAACUUCUAAAUGUAAUAUACAAAACAUGAUCAAUGUUGUAAGCAAAGCAGGUUUUAAGUAAAUGAUCCUAACAACCACCACCAACAUUUAUAUAUCGCUUUUCAACAAAGAUUUCCAAAGCGGUUUACAUAGGGAAAUAAGAAAAUGAUACAUAAAUAAAAUUAUCCUAAAGAUACAAUAUGAUUCCAGACCUGUAAAGAUCUUUAAAAAGUGUUGCACAUAUUUCAAUUUCCCCAAGAUUUCAAAUUUUUUUUUCAAAAACACCGGGGGCGGGACGGACAUCUUUAUGUCAACAUCUUUAUGUCAAGAACAGCAUGCAUGGAUAACAAAACUGACAUGCCAUUCUGCCCACUGAAAUGAAAGUGAGUCAAAAGAACCAGACAGUCCAGUCUAGUAACUGCAACUUUUAUUUUUCCCCCAACAAUGCUACUGCCAUUGCUACACCACCAGGAAGAACAGCAGUCCUUUUUACCUUACUAUGGCCAUUUUUUGAUAUAUAUAUAUAUAUUUUAAAUUACAAAGAAAACAGAUUUACAAAUAUGUUUGAUUUCUCAGUGACCAGCCUUUUUUCAGAUUGCUAGCUUAACUCUACUGACUGUGCCUCAACUGUACUGUGUUUAUAUAAACCCACUGUGUAUAUGAAAAUAAAAGUUACAACCACCUGCA
Hemicordylus capensis (graceful crag lizard) is the source of this 3224-nucleotide messenger RNA. RefSeq names its product epithelial membrane protein 2 (gene EMP2). The transcript has 5 exons. The coding region runs from base 172 to 672 and encodes 166 amino acids. NCBI's taxonomy places the organism in Eukaryota, Metazoa, Chordata, Lepidosauria, Squamata, Cordylidae. Gene Ontology annotation, cellular component: plasma membrane. The record is from RefSeq and is a predicted model, not a curated record.